CGUUGGGUUUUAGGGUUGAUGAGGUGAGGAAAUGCGAGCGCUAUGGCGAUCGCAGGGGAGGCGCGAGUGCAUUGCGCGAAGAUGGGCGGCGAUCACCCGGUGGUACUCCGAAUCCACAGCGGCGGUGGCGGCGGAGGAGGAGUCCGCAGCUCCGCCGCUGGCAAAGGUACCCGUCCCCCAGGAGGCUGUGCUGGAUGUGCUCUACGCGGCGCCGCGGGUGGAAUCCGGGACGCGGGCGUGUAUGAAAAUGAGGAACAAGGGCAUCAUCCCCGGCAUUGUGUGUAGCCAGGAGGACGGGCACCAGGGCGGCCACAAGCAGCUCCUCGUCCUCAACUCCAACAAGCUCAACCUGCUGCUCAAGAAAUUCGGCCAGAGCUUCUUCAUGAGCCGGCUCUACACGCUGGAGCUGCGCACCGAGCCGGAUCCCAAGGAAGGAGAGCUCAUCUCUCGGGAGAGAGUUCUUCCUCGUCUUAUCCACGUACACGCUGUGUCGGACAAGGUCCUCAACGCGACUUUCAUUAGAGCUCCUCCUCACGCGAGGCUGCGAGUGGACAUACCGCUGGUGUUCAUCGGAGCCGAUGUCUGCCCGGGAAUUCGCAAAGGUGGAUAUCUCAACACGAUCAGGAGAACGGUCCAGUACUACGGUGCUCCCGACUUGAUCCCAAAGUAUAUCGAGGUGGACUUGAGCAAUCUGGAGGCCGGGCAGUCGGUUCGCAUCAAGGAUCUCAACGUCACCCCCGGACUCGUGGUGUAUGCCAUGGAUCCCCGGUGGCCGGUUUGCAAGAUUGUGGGAACCAGGGCCACCAGAGUGGCCACAGCCUCGUGAAACUUCUGUUUUUUUUUUUUCUUUCUUUCCUGUCUUAAUCUUCUGAGAUCCUUGCAAGCUAUCAGCGGUAAAAGAUCUACCGGUAAAAGACUGCUUUAGUUCGAUCUAUCAAACUUCUUUCGCAAUCAAAAGAUGGGAUGGAUCUCACAUGAUAUAAUCAAACAAGCGUUUAUGUGUA
This is a messenger RNA of Selaginella moellendorffii, 1004 nucleotides long. Its product is annotated as 50S ribosomal protein L25. Gene Ontology annotation, biological process: translation. Gene Ontology annotation, cellular component: ribosome; cytosolic large ribosomal subunit. The transcript is spliced from 3 exons. The coding region runs from base 32 to 826 and encodes 264 amino acids. Lineage: Eukaryota; Viridiplantae; Streptophyta; Lycopodiopsida; Selaginellales; Selaginellaceae. The record is from RefSeq and is a predicted model, not a curated record. Gene Ontology annotation, molecular function: 5S rRNA binding; structural constituent of ribosome.